Molecule: messenger RNA, 5253 nt
Organism: Pocillopora meandrina
Lineage: Eukaryota; Metazoa; Cnidaria; Anthozoa; Scleractinia; Pocilloporidae
Source: the annotation of a GenBank genome assembly
GGUUGGCUUAAGGGAAACGACUUGCGCUUGUGUUCUGAGCAAUUCGUGGGGUAAGUUUUUAAUUAUUUAUCUAUUUAGUUCGCAAGUGAAUCAACCCAAAACCUUAAUUUCUCGGUCGAAAGGAAAAGAAAUCGACAAACUCCGACAGUCACUGUUGGCAGACUCCGCAACGAAAACUGAUUUUGUCUCUGUGUUCAAUUUUAAGUCUACUUACAAUUUUACAAUCUGUACUCCAAGGUUUGUGGUACAUUCAGAUGUCGAUAAACAAAUAUUUUGGCGAUAUUUUUGUGAUUUGAAAGAGCCGGUCAAGCACCGAUCGCUACUUGCUUUAGCUAAUAUCUCAUGGGACCCUCUGGCGUGAUGACGAGGCAAAGAAUAAUUAUUCCAUUUGUUCUAGGGGGUUCAAAUACACACAUUAAUGACUACCACAGCCCUGCAUUAUAUAAUAAUGGGUUAUAAUUAAAUUCAAAUGAGCAAUGAAGGGGUGAUUAAAACAAUUCUCAAAAUGCAUUUAGAAAUAGGUAAUGGAGGAUCAAAGAUCAGGAAUAAGGGAUCUAGCUGUUAUUAAUUUAGGGCUUGGAAUUAGAGUCUGAAAUUCGGAAUUUGGAUUUCGAAAAUUUGCCAGAGGGAAAUUAAAUAUCGUGAAUUUCUAGAGUGGGGGUAGGAAUUGAAAAUGAACUGAUGGAGAGCGGAAUCUGAGUCAUAUGAGGGUUGUCAGUAGUCCAUUUUACAGUUACUUGCUUGGUUGCUAAGCUUUUGAACAGGAGUGAGGCUAAGGGUGACCUUGUUAUCAUACAAACAUUGCUGCUUUUUAAAGUUAAAUUACCUUGUUAUUGUGUUAACCCUUUACACCCUAACAUCAGUAAUCAUAUUCUCCAUACUGUUCUCUGUACAUUUACCAAAAUGCUGACAAGGAGAAUUUGUUGAACAAUCAACAGUUUCCAUAGUCUCAUGACAUUAAUGUGUGAUUCAGUCUUAGGGAGUUUCAAUGAUCAUGACCAUCUUGUUGAGGUUUCUUCUGAGCCAUUCGCUAUCAAAAGUGAACUUCUUAUCUUUAAAUGCCUUUUUAUAAAAAGAUUAAAGACAUAUUCCACUGAAAAGACAUGAUGGUUCCAGUUCAAAUUCUCCACCCCAGCCAGGCAAGGUUCAAAUUCUCCACCCCUCAGGGAUGGUUGACAGUCAAAUGCCCAAGGGGAGAGAUGUUGAUGCUUAAAUUUGAUAGGUGCAUUACCUAGUGAUCUUUAAUCUGCAAUGCUUUGCUGAGAUGAACCUUCAAAUGAAUUGUAUUUAAUAAUAACUUAUAUCUGCCAUACAUACCAUAUGAGCGCAAUGAUAAAUGUGCAGAGUAAAAUGUUCCUUGUGUAAUUUUUACAGGUUAAGGAAAUAUGAAAUACUGUAGCACUCGAGGAAAGGUGCAGGCUGAAUCAUUUGAGGAUGUGCUAUUCAGUGGCUUCACUAGUGAUGGGGGAUUAUACAUGCCUGAGAGAAUUCCAGUUGUGGAUGAAUGCACACUGCAAAAAUGGAAGAGUCUCUCAUAUAUGGAGCUUGUGAGUGAAGUGACUUCUUUGUUUAUCCCUCCAGAAGAAAUACCACCAGAGGAAUUAAAAGGUUUGUCAGUUAACCUUUUACAUCCUGACAUCAGUAAGCAUAUUCUCUUGUGCUGUUCUUCUCCUAUUCAACUCGAUAUCUCACUUGUGUGCCACCAAGUUGAACACUCAGAGAGAAACUCCAUAUCCAUGUGUACCCAUGUGUUAUUCUCUAUUUAUCUAUUUUUCUUGUGUUUUAAAACAGCACGGUUUGAGUGUAAUUUUACAUGACUAUGACAGAAUUAAGUCAAUUGAUGAAAUAAUUUUUUUAAAAUUUAUGCAACCUGGGAAUUCUUUUUUGUGGACAGAUCUCAUUACCAACGCAUAUGCUGAAUUUCGACACAAGGAUAUUGUGUCCCUGGCAGCAGUGAACAACUUCCAUGUGUUAGAAUUGUUUCAUGGAAAGACAUUGGCAUUUAAAGAUUUUUCUCUGGCAUGUGUUGGGGCAUUCAUGGAUUACUUUCUGAACAAGAGAAAGAAACAUGUUAUUACUGUAGUGUCAACUUCUGGUGACACAGGGAGUGCUGCCAUUGAAAGUGUAAGGAAAUCAAAGUGGGUUGAUAUCAUAGUAAUGUAUCCUGAAGGACGCUGCAGCCAGAUUCAGGAACUUCAGAUGACAACAAUUCUUGAUGAGAAUGUACAUGUCAUCCAAGGAGAAGGUUCAUCAGAUGACUUAGAUGUGCCAAUGAAAAAGUGUUUUUCGGAUGAUGCAUUUGCAAAAUCAAAUAAUCUUUGUGUGGUAAACUCGAUCAACUGGUGUCGCAUAAUGGUACAAACAGUGCAUCUUCUAUAUGCUUACUUGAGAGUUUGCUGCAAUGUUGGAGACAUAGUGAAGUUUGUAAUACCAUCAGGAGGACUUGGACAUUGCACAGGUAAAUGAUCUUAUCUGUUAAGUCAAUCUCUUAAAUUGCCAAACUAUUCUUAAGCUCAAUUCUGAGAUAUUGAUUUUAGGAUCAGUGUGUCAAGACUACUCAACCUGAAAUACAACAAUUGACCCAUUUAAGUCCUUUGUUGAUAUUGCAUAAUUAUAUAAUAUCGAUUAUCUCUGAAUUUAUGAUUAUUUAAGUAUGUAAAUUUCCUCACAGCUGCCAUGUGUCUGUAUAAAAUGGGUGUUCCUCUGCAAGUGGUGUGUGCAGUCAACGAGAACGACAUUGUGCACAGGACCCUAUCAUUGGGUGACUUCAGUCCCAGUGGAGAUGUGAGGCAUACAUGGUCAUGUUCAAUGGAUAUUGAGGUAUGAAUGAUAAGUCUGACUGCAGCAAGCUGGGGCAAUGCAGGUGUAUAUUAUAUCAGUAUUCCCCUAUGUAAAGACGACCUGCCAUUUUGGAUUUUUUACACAAAGGAAUUAAGGUUCGAGGAAAGAAAAAAAUCUAUCCUGAAGGGAUGAAUGACAGGCUAUAGAGGGGAUUAUGUACCCCACCACCUUCCCUCUCUAACUCUAACUCAAACAUGAUGGCUUAGUGAGUGGUAACAAGAUUUUUGUGCUAAGUUGCUCUUCCUAAUAAAGCUGUCAGUCAAAACUAGCUUCUAUUAAAGCUUCCUUUUUAAACAGCUAAGAGCCUUGGCCCCGGUCUCUUGUGACUUGUUUGGGUUUCUCCAUAGUGGUCCUGCCCCAUGAUAAGAAUGUUUUUUUUUUUUUUUUUCGGUUUUUGUUUUUUGUUUUUUCUUUGUUGUUUUUGUUUUUUUUUUGCAGUAAGGCAUGCAAAGCUAGACCAUCCCUUUGAGAUUAAUGCUGAAAGAUAUAUCUUUGUUAUACAGUAUAUAUCUUUGUGUUCUUGGUUUGGGUCUUAGAACUUAGGUUAACCUAAAGUCACAAACAGACUUUGUCCAAGGUGGAAGAAGAUGUAGGGAAGUUAGGGAUUAGCAUGUUUUUGGAACAACAAGAAUUAGAAAAACUGCUCUCUAUAGUUAAAUAAAAUUGCAUAGCAGUUAAAUAAUUAAAAAAUGAUUCAAUAUCUUUCCACUGAUGGUUCAAAUUGUGUAACAUUCUCCUUUAAUUAUUAGAUUCCUUAUAACAUGGAACGUCUACUGUUGCUCUUUUCUGACAUGAAUUAUGGUCGUGUUGAUUCACUGAUGAGAGACUUUGAACAGAAUAAGUCACUGAUUAUACCUGAAGAUUUAAAAGGAGAGGUAACCUGUUCAUUGGGAUAAAAAUGUAAACACAACUUUGCAUUUGAUUAUGAUUUACCUAAACUUUCAAAUAUGAGUGUGAUCAUCAUACCUAACAUAAGAAAUUUGUAGUCUGUACCUUAAUGUGAGUACCAAGAAAACUUAUUCAUAAUGUGUGGAUAUUAUCGGGAGAAGUUACAUUUUAAUGACUUCCAAGUGUUGAAGGGUUAUUAAAAAUAAUCCCAGAAAACAUGUCGAGGCUGAAUGCCAGUAGCUAUUCACAAUUCUAACUUUUUUAUAUUACAGAUGUGUAAGGUCCUCUCUUCUGCCUCUAUGUCAUGUGACCAAACACUUAAAACAAUGAAGGAAUGCUGGGAUGAGAACAAGUACCUUCUUUGCCCACAUACAGCUGUUGGUGUCAAAGUGGUCUGGGACCAAAGGUAAUUGUAAACUGAGAAUCAUUAUAAAUACUAUGUUAAGUAAUACACCGUUUAUUAUCCGCUGAGAGGAUAAAGACCACUGUCGGUAUGAGGUCAGUGGAGUUGUGUCUCUUUGUGAACAGGUAGAAAGUACAUAUAUGUUUAGCUGCAGUAUCAGUCCUUUAACGGUGAGUACGUUGUUUGGUCUCGUCACUCGUGGGUAGAGAGUGCGCUGCGUGUUGAGACCAAACAACGGCUGCGAAAGAGAUUACUAAGUAUACACGCGUGUGAUUUAGAGUAAACCACAUUGUCGGAGUCGUAGGCAGAAGCGGGAAAAACCAACCAAUUGCUAUGUGAGUUCUCAGGCCUUCCGAGAGUCAAAAACUCACCAGAUCAACGGUAUUAGUAUUCUGCUUCCGAUUCCGCUGGUUUGAUUUUUAACAGUUGCUAUCGCUCUGUGCUCUGAUUCCUACUCUGUCGCUUAUUUAAACCAACCAUAAUACCACUGCACCAAACGUCGUUCAGUUUUGGCAUGUUAGCUACUACAGGUGUAAUUUGUUUUCAUUGAUGUAAUCCGAUUCCCCUUCCUAUUCAUGUUAGUGAUUCCCUGUUUCCAUCCGCAGACAUGCCAGUGAUCUUAAGACACCCAUCAUAUGCGUAGCCACAGCAAGUCCCGCCAAAUUCCCGGAGGCCGUCAGGGCUGCUGGUAUUGAAAUGCCGCCGUACCCGCAGUUGGCCGAGCUAUUCACCAGUCCCACAAGGUACACGGAAAUGAAGAAAGGAGAGGACUGGUAUCAAAUAUUGAGAGACAUAAUAAAAGAUAUUUCCCGCAAUAAACAUCACAACGAAAACAAUGGCACAGAAAAUGGGAGUGAAGACAGGUAGAAAAAACCGACUGAGUUUGGAAUUUUUUAUCAUUAUUUCAGUGACUUUAUCAUAGGCGAAUAUUAAUUAAAGUUAAUUUAUUAUUGUAAGUAAUAGAAUUGUAUUUUGUAAAGCAGUGUGCUUUUAUCACUAACCAUGAUUUUCAGUGAAGAAGACAAUUCCAAUGAGUGCAAUAAAAAUCUAAAAUCACUGCCAGAAUUGAUGUUCCCUGACUGUAUGGUGAGGUGUACAAUGGAUAUUAAAAGACGAAGCGG